GAUUUAGGUUCUUUCCGUUCUGUUUUAGUUUCUAUUAGUGUAUUGAAUGGUUAUGAUACCGUGGGUUGCGUGGAUAGGGUCGCAUGGACUUAUGCUUUGAACACAGGUGGAUCCACUUUAGUUUCUUUCUUAGUUCUGUCAUAAUAUGCCGGGAUGGACAUGCACUGGGUGUACUGAUGUGGCUAAGGUUUAGGAUACUUGUGCAAGUGCGCAAGAAACCACAUGAACAGAGCACAUAACUCUUAUCUAACUAUUCAAUUUCCCCUGUAGUCACAAGAGAUGUACACCCGAGACAAG
Messenger RNA from Aspergillus welwitschiae, 297 nucleotides. RefSeq lists its product as uncharacterized. The transcript is spliced from 2 exons. NCBI's taxonomy places the organism in Eukaryota, Fungi, Ascomycota, Eurotiomycetes, Eurotiales, Aspergillaceae. Bases 84 to 239 code for a protein of 51 amino acids. The record is from RefSeq and is a predicted model, not a curated record.